UCGGUGCUUAAUCUUCUACUUAAGCUUUCUGGUGGCUGGAGACCAAGGAAGCAAAAUGUACAGACUAUUAGUGGAGGCUCAUCAGCAAUCUUGAGGCAGUAUGAAGUUGAAGGUCUAUAUGUUGUCUGCUCAAUUGACAUUGUGAAGGAGAUGAAAUACAUUCAAGUAUUAAAGAUUUGGGACAUAUUGCCUCUGGAGGAUAUCCCCAUAUUGACAAAUCGUUUUAUACAGAUGGUUUCAUCAAUCUUUGCAAUGAGACAUGUCCUGAGGGUGAUUUGGAAGUUCCUUAAAGCUGGCCACCCGAUUUGGAUAUUCCCCCCCCCCCGGUUUAAGGAUCCGAGCAACACUGACGCUGAGAGUGACUUAGUUAGUGACGCUUCUGAUGGUAGAAGAUACGUUGAGAAUUCACAGUUUUGCAUGUGGUGGAAGCGAUUCAACCGAGAAAAGUUUGAUUGAUAUGGCUGAUUUUGACGAGGAGGAAUCUCAAUUCAAGGAUAUCAAGGAUUCGUUUCAGGAUGGUUCUCCCAAAUCUUACCCUCUUGUAAUAACAUUUCAUGAGUUCUUGAUGAUGCUUCAUUGUGGAUGCUGGAACACUUGGUCACGGUCAAUUGGAAGGCUCAAGAUCCAUUGUUACAGCUCACUUAUCAGCUUCAGUUCGCAUAUCCAUCAAUGAGAUAAUUAUGUCACAUCAGGUGCAAGGCCCAUCCGUUUCAUUUGUGCAAACAAGCAACUAGCAGCAUCCAAAUCGCCUUCUUUGCACAUAUAACCAAUCAUUAUAUUGUACAUGAAAACUGAUGGAUUAAUCCCAGACCCAAGCAUAUCCUCGAAAAACUUGACAAAAUCGUCCUUCCCUGGCUUUGGUAACCUCAAAUUCUUCAUCCUCAAGAAACACUCGCUUCCUCAAGCAUUCCAACCUCAACUAAAACACCAAACAAUGCAUCGAGCACUCCAAAUCCCGGAUGAAGGACAUUCUUGUGACUACUAUUAUCUACCUCUGCAUCUCAAGCGUUGCUUUGCUUUUGCUUCUUGCAUGAAGCAUUUUGUUUUUUCAAGAUUAAUUUGUAUUUUUUUUAAAUAUUGGUAUAAAAAGUAUUUUUACCAGAAA
Malus domestica (apple) is the source of this 1105-nucleotide messenger RNA. RefSeq lists its product as uncharacterized. The record is from RefSeq and is a predicted model, not a curated record. Lineage: Eukaryota; Viridiplantae; Streptophyta; Magnoliopsida; Rosales; Rosaceae.